UGCCCAUGCACCGUACAGUCGCAUCGUUCUUUAAAAUGAGUGAAACACAACCUGUGACUUCACAUUCAUAAGCAAAAUGCGAAGCAUGUUAAUGUUGUUGGGACUAUGCGUCCUAGUGUUGUCCCCAUUUCCAGUUGCAUUAUCGGAGCGGUGCCACCCAGAGGACAAGAAGGUGCUGCUCCGGUUCAAAAAGGAACUCAACAACCCUUACUUCCUAGCCUCUUGGGACCCAAAAGAAGAUUGCUGCGACUGGUACUGUGUCAAGUGUGACGACAGAAAUAACCGUAUCUACGAGGUUUUUCUAAUAUCCUCGUAUCCAGACCCCAAUGUCACCGGCAAAAUACCACCCUCUGUGGGUGACCUCCCUUACCUCGAGUACCUUACCUUCCACAAGCUCCCCAACCUCGUCGGCCCAAUUCCGCCCACCAUCACCAAACUCACCAAACUCAAAAGUCUCGAAAUCACCAACAGUGGUCUCACAGGCCCAAUACCCGAAUUUCUGGCCCAGAUUAAAACCCUGGAGGUGAUCUCACUUUCCUUCAACAGUCUCUCGGGCUCCAUUCCCAGCUCACUCUCCCAACUGCCUAAUCUCGCAUCUCUACAGCUGGACAGGAACAAAUUGACGGGCCCAAUCCCGGCGUCUUUCGGGUCCUUCAAGAAGCCCGGGCCUGAUCUCAAACUGUCUCACAACCAACUCUCUGGGCCCCUUCCCCCUUCCUUGGGCAACCUAGACCCAGACAACAUAGACUUGUCAAGGAACAAACUUGUAGGCGAUGCUUCAUUUCUUUUCGGGAGCAAGAAAAAGACUCAGGUACUUGACCUUUCCAGGAACGCCUUCUCCUUUGAUCUCUCUCCUGUGACGUUUCCUAAGAAAAGCUUGAUUUGGUUGGAUAUCAAUCACAAUAAGAUUUAUGGGAACCUUCCAGUGGCGUUGACGAAAGUGGAAAAUUUGCAGCAGUUGAACGUGAGUUAUAAUCCUGGGUUGAAGGGCCAAAUACCGCAGGGUGGGGAAUUGCAUAGAUUCGAUAAAUAUGCUUUCUUUCACACUAAGUUGUGUGGUUCUCCACUUCCGCCCUGCACCAAAUAGAUUAACAGAUACAAUAAGCAUUCUAUUUUCCCACUAAGUUGUGUGUCUCUCUACUUCCGCUCUGCACCAAUAAGAUUACGUAAGGGAAUCCUUCCAGUUUGAAUCAAAUAAGUUUUAUAUUUUCGCACUCUGAUUUCAAGUUUAUCAAGUUUAUCAGCUUUUCAGAAUAUACAACGUUUCUCGCUGUAACUUUAUUCGUCUCAGUUAUUUGGUCUUCAAUAUAAAUGAUAUUUAUAGUUAUAAUCAA
Molecule: messenger RNA, 1334 nt
Organism: Vigna unguiculata (cowpea)
Lineage: Eukaryota; Viridiplantae; Streptophyta; Magnoliopsida; Fabales; Fabaceae
Product: polygalacturonase inhibitor 1-like
Molecular function (GO): protein binding
Source: RefSeq, a predicted model, not a curated record